Messenger RNA from Pristis pectinata (smalltooth sawfish), 1218 nucleotides. RefSeq names its product solute carrier family 38 member 11 (gene slc38a11). The transcript has 11 exons. The record is from RefSeq and is a predicted model, not a curated record. Gene Ontology annotation, molecular function: amino acid transmembrane transporter activity. Gene Ontology annotation, biological process: amino acid transmembrane transport. Bases 34 to 1218 code for a protein of 394 amino acids. Lineage: Eukaryota; Metazoa; Chordata; Chondrichthyes; Rhinopristiformes; Pristidae.
GUACAGAAUGGAGUGGUUGGACUACCAUACUCAAUGAGACAAGCUGGUCUUCCUUCUGGAAUACUGCUCCUUAUCAUGGUUGCAUAUGUAACAGAUUACUCUAUUAUCCUCUUGAUUAAAGGAGGGAACCUAUCUGGAACAAGCACCUACCAAUCUCUAGUGAAUAAAGCUUUUGGUAUAACAGGAUAUGUGAUUCUUUCAAUCCUCCAAUUUCUGUAUCCUUUCAUUGCCAUGAUAAGCUACAACAUAAUCACAGGAGAUAUAUUAACCAAAGUGUUCCAGCAAAUUCCAGGCGUUGGUCCUGAAAACAUAUUAGCGGAGAGGCAUUUUGUGAUUGUAAUGACAACCCUUGUGUUCACACUUCCAUUGUCCAUGUAUCGCAACAUUGCUAACUUGGGAAAGGUGUCAUUGUCCUCACUUGUUUUAACUCUUGCAAUCUUGGUAAUAGUUGUAGUCAAAGCUGCAACACUUGGACCAAGCAUUCCAGCCUCAGAAGGAGCUUGGGAUUUUGCACAGCCCAAUGCUAUACAGGCAGUGGGAAUUAUGGCAUUUGCUUUUGUUUCUCACCAUAACACUUUUUUAAUUUAUGGAUCACUGGAGACGCCUACAAUAAAUAAUUGGUCUUGUAUCAGUCACGUGUCAGUGUUAUUUGCUCUGAUUAUCAAUUUGAUUUUUGCUGCCUGUGCAUAUGGAACUUUCACAGGCUAUACACAAGGAGAUCUAUUUGAAAAUUAUUGCAAAAAUGAUGAUUGGGCUACCACUGGAAGGCUUCUGUAUGGAUUAACUACUAUUCUGACAUAUCCAAUUGAAUGCUUUGUGACUCGUGAAGUUAUUGUAAACGUAUUUUUCAAUGGGACCUUGUCAACCAUUGUUCAUGUUGUUGUGACCAUCUGCAUAGUUGCUGCAGCCAUGGCCAUUUCACUAGUUAUCGAAUGCCUUGGGAUAGUUUUGGAAUUAAAUGGGGUGAUUGGUGCUACUCCAUUGGUUUUCAUUAUUCCAACAGCAUGUUAUCUACAACUUUCGGAAGAGUCAUGGAAUCAUUGGGAUAAGCUUCAGUCUUGGUUGAUCCUCGUCACCGGUACAUUGGUGAUGGUUGCUGGGCUUGUGAUGACUGUCAUGUAUCCCCAACCAUGCAGUCAUGGAGAGGAGAUGUUUUACUGCACGCCUUCAAAUUCAUCUGCAUACAAUAUUACUGUCAAUGAGACAGUUAACCAAUAA